Molecule: messenger RNA, 1644 nt
Organism: Hemisphaericaspora subhashii
Lineage: Eukaryota; Fungi; Ascomycota; Pichiomycetes; Serinales; Debaryomycetaceae
Exons: 2
Coding region: 1-1644 (547 amino acids)
Biological process (GO): monoatomic cation transport; intracellular calcium ion homeostasis; transmembrane transport
Cellular component (GO): membrane
Molecular function (GO): monoatomic cation transmembrane transporter activity
Source: RefSeq, a predicted model, not a curated record
AUGAAAUAUCCGUACUUAAUAUUCCUAUGUGUUGUAUUGUCUAUAGCUACGGCUACUACCACUGAAUCAACAACGCCAUUAAGAGUCGCGAUAUGGAAACGAGACAAUCCAAAAUGUCAUGAAAUCCAUCAAACCCCAACACAGCAACAAUGUCAAUUCAGUAAAACCAACUGUAUAGAACCAGAAGGCAUAAUCAACUAUUUCACCUCCUACUACUGCACAUUCAACUUCCUCCAUUCAUUCGCCAUAAUCCCAAUCUCAGUCUGCCUAAUCAUCUGUUUUGUUUCCCUAGGUAUAACCGCUUCAGAAUAUCUUUGUCCUAACUUAUACACCAUAUCAAAAUUCCUAAAACUUUCAGACAAUCUAGCUGGUCUCACAUUAUUAGCAUUCGGAAAUGGAGCUCCGGAUGUUUUGAGUACCUUUCAUGCCAUAAAUAUGGAUUCCAGUGGGCUUGCAAUUGCAGAAUUGUUAGGGGCGUCAUUAUUCAUAGUCACGGUUGUGAUUGGAUCAAUUGCGGUUGUGAAUCCAUUUGAAGUACCUCAGAAUUUGUUUAUUAGAGAUAUUGUGAUGUAUUUGUCUGUGAUUUUGAUUGUGAUUGUCUCGAUGAUGAUUUGGGGGUCAUUACUGAUUUUUGUAUGUUUGAUAUUGGUAUUGAUAUAUAUUUUAUAUGUUGGGUUGGCUGUAUAUAGUCAUUCUGCCAAAAAGAGAAGAAUCUUACAAUUAUUGAGAGAUCAAAGAUCAAGAGCUCAUUUUGGUGGGGAUGCUGGUGUUGGUCCACGGACUCAGGAUAUUGAUGAAGUAUAUCUUGACAAUUUUGCCACUUUGCCAACAAUUGAUGAAUUGAAUUUAGUCCUGCGUGAUUAUAAUGACACUGAGUCCUUGAAUAUGAAUGAAUAUGAUACGUUUUUGAGUUUAUCCCAAGAUGCAUCAACUCAGGGUAUGGUACUGGCAUCUACUGGUUCAUAUGGGCUUAAAAUGUUAUUAAGAGGUUUGGCAAAACAUUCAAAUAUAGGUGGUGGAUCGAUUCAAAUUUCUACUGAAAGACAAUUGAGCGCUCCAGCAUCAGAAAACAAUGUUGUGCCAACCGCUCUGAAUGAAUCAUUUGUCAAUGAUGGGUUGUUUGAGAAAAGAUGUAACAAAUUCCUUGAAUUAAUCUGUCCCCAACUUGUAGGAUUCAACGAGUCCUCACUCGUGGUCAAACUAUUCAUGAUAUUAUCAUUCCCAAUAAUGACUAUCCUCCCGAUCUCCGAGAUCUAUAACCUAAGUGAUGACAUUUUGGGCAUGACCGUAUUUGCCCUCGGGAAUUCAGUGGGGGAUUUUAUUUCGAAUUUAACGAUUGCGAGGAUGGGAAUGCCGAUGAUGGCGUUUGCGGCCUGUUUUGGUGGGCCGUUGUUGGCGCUUUGUUCAUUAGGGUUUAGUGGGUUAGUUAUUAUUCCGAAGAAGACGAACGAGUUGGUGGGGGGAUAUCCUUUGGAAAUGAGUAGGACUUUGGGGAUUGUCUGUUUUGGGUUGGUUGCGAAUUUGGGGUUGUUGAUAUAUGUUAUUCCGAGGAAUGGUUGGGUGUUGGAUAAGAGGAUUGGGACUUUGUUGAUAUGUAAUUGGUUCAUAGCUACUUCUUUGUGUAUACUAAGUGAAGUGCUUUAG